Molecule: messenger RNA, 1123 nt
Organism: Ananas comosus (pineapple)
Lineage: Eukaryota; Viridiplantae; Streptophyta; Magnoliopsida; Poales; Bromeliaceae
Exons: 2
Coding region: 134-667 (177 amino acids)
Source: RefSeq, a predicted model, not a curated record
UCUUCUGUGUUCUCGCUGGCACCCCCGCUCUCUCUCAAUCCCCUCUCCCCAACAAAUAAAAACAAAACCACAGCCUCCUAUCGCCAAAACUUGAGAGAGAAAAAAAGAAAAAAAAAAAGAGAAUAGAACCAUCAUGAAAUUCAUCCUCUUAUUCGUCUUCUUCCUCCUAUCUCUAUCCUUAAAACCGUCGUCGGCGGCGGCGGCGGCGGCGGAGAGCGCGUACGAGGUGCUGCAGUCACACGGCCUGCCGAAGGGAUUGCUGCCGAAGGGGAUAACGGAGUUCAGAUUCGACGACGACGGCGGCGGCGGCGGCGGGAAAUUCGAGGCGGUGUUGGAGGCGCCCUGCACGGCCAAGUUCGAGAGCGGCGUCCACUACAACGCCACCGUCUCCGGCGCCCUCUCCUACGGCGAGAUCGCCCCCCUCUCCGGCGUCUCCGCCCAGGAGCUCUUCCUGUGGUUCCCCGUCCUCGGCAUCCGCGUCGACGUCCCCAGCUCCGGCCUCAUCCACUUCGACGUCGGCGGCGUCGUCCACAAGCAGUUCCCCCUCUCCCUCUUCGACUCCCCUCCCGACUGCACUCCCGACGACGACGACGACCAAUCCACCAGCCGAAUUGGGAAGCUCCGGUACGAGCUCGAUCGGGCGGAAGCUCGACGGGCGGUUGUGUGAAGAGUCGGGUAUUGUUCGAUAGAUCGAUCCUACGUUCGCAUUUGAGAUUUGAGAGGUCUUAUCCCCAUGGCGCCCCGCGCGGAAUUUGCUACUACGAGAAGAAGAUAGGGUUGCUGCAUCAGAUCAGCGCGAGGAGAUGUACGAAAGGAGGGUAGAGUCGAGUCGCUGCGUGAAGGUAAAGCCCCCGUUUGAUUCCCUUUUGAUCUUUGAGGAAGUAAUGCCGCAAAAAAAAUAUAUAUAUAUCUAUAUACUAUAGAAAGGGGGUUUGGAUGUCUCUGUAUGCAUGUUUUGUUUUGGUUGCUGCUGCUGUAUUGUGUGUUUGCAAUGUUUUGAGUCCUUGGGUUUGCGCAAAAUCAUCCGCUUGUGUGUAUUCGCUAGGCUCUCGUCCAAUCAAGAGGUGUGUAGUGUGUAUAGUUCUUGGUUGCAACAAUACCAUAUAUUUAAUUAGCUGUGCUC